GUGUGGAGGCCGUGGGCGGAGCGCGACGGUCGAUGAGCCGCCUGGUAGUAGCGUGACUGAUUUCUGCUACCCCGCUCAUCGGAUAGAGGAACAGAGACAUAUCAAGAAGCGGUGGAACGAUGUCCGACGACGAACAGCAAGAGCAGACCAUCGCCGAGGACUUGGUCGUGACCAAGUACAAGAUGGGCGGUGACAUCGCCAACCAGGCACUGAAGGUGGUCAUUGAGGCAGCCACACCAGGCGUAUCCGUUCUAAGCCUCUGUGAGAAAGGAGAUGCUUUCAUCAUGGCAGAAACUGGGAAGAUCUUCAAGAGGGAGAAGGACAUGAAGAAAGGCAUUGCGUUCCCCACCAGCGUGUCAGUCAAUAACUGUGUCUGCCACUUCUCUCCCCUGAAGAGCGACCCAGACUACACGCUGAAAGAUGGAGAUUUGGUCAAAAUAGAUCUCGGAGUACAUGUGGAUGGCUUCAUCACCAAUGUUGCCCAUAGCUUUGUUAUAGGAGCAACUAAGGAAGCACCUGUGACGGGAAGGAAAGCUGAUGUCAUCAAGGCAGCACACCUGUGUGCUGAGGCAGCUUUGCGUCUCGUCAAACCUGGCAACCAGAACACACAGGUAACUGAGGCCUGGAACAAGAUUGCCCAGUCAUUCAAGUGUAAUCCAAUUGAGGGAAUGCUUUCCCAUCAACUAAAGCAACAUGUUAUUGAUGGAGAGAAGACCAUUAUCCAGAACCCUACAGAUCAACAAAGGAAGGACCAUGAGAAGGCAGAGUUUGAGGUUCAUGAAGUGUAUGCCGUGGAUGUGUUGAUCAGCACAGGAGAGGGGAAGGCAAGAGAUGGAGGCCAAAGGACAACCAUCUAUAAACGGGACCCCAAUAAGCAGUAUGGACUGAAGAUGAAGACCUCCAGAAUGUUCUUCAGUGAAGUGGAAAGACGUUUCGACACUAUGCCUUUCACUCUCAGGGCAUUUGAGGAUGAAGGAAAAGCUCGUUUGGGAGUUGUGGAGUGUGCCAAACAUGAGCUACUGCAGCCUUUUAGCGUACUAAAUGAGAAAGAAGGUGAGUUUGUGGCUCAGUUUAAGUUCACAGUGCUGCUGAUGGCCAAUGGGCCUUUAAGAAUCACCUGUGGACCAUUUGAAGCAGAACUGUACAAGUCUGAACAUGAUGUACAGGAUCCUGAACUCAAGUCUCUGAUACAGAGUUCUGCAAGUCGCAAAGCACAGAAGAAGAAGAAAAAGAAGGCCUCCAAAACUGCAGAGAAUGCUACAGGCCAACCAGCUGAGAUAGAGGUUGCAGCCAAAUAGAAGCAACUCGACUCCACAUUCUCACAAAACCCUUCAAAGAGCAAAAAUGUCAAAAAUUUCAGUCUUGCCCCACAGUUUUAACCUCUUCAUCAUCAAGUCUUUGAUCUCAAGUCUGUUAAAAACAUGUGUGUUUAACAGAUUUUUUCCCUCCUGUCAUGGAGAAAUGUGUCAUUUAGAAUUGGACUCCCAAGCGAGUGCAACAAAUUUGUACUUUCAUAAUGAAUCUAUUUACUCUUUUCAAGCACUCAAUUUACAUUUCAACUGCAGCGUAAUGCCUUUUGCAAAAUGUAAUUAAAAAGCUUCGCAAUUCUUUUGUAGAGUUGCGUUUUUCACAAACAUGUAAUGUUGACAAUGAUAUCAUAUGCUUUGGCUGGACAUUGGAAAAGCUAAUUUUUAAGUUUCAACCCUGAGAAACCACUAAAAAAAAAUGAAAUCUUCCUCAGCUGAAAAGUACUUCUUAAUUCAAAUGGUAGAGAAGUUCAUGUUUUACAGGGGUAUCGAAUUGGAACUCUGCAUAGUAUUCCUGCACACCAUUAUUGUGAAGAUACAGGAACAUAAAAAACACUCUUCACUCAAACUGCCAUCCCUCUCUAUUCGUGUUAUGCUGUGUUUUCAUCUGAAGAACAUGUUUUAAAUGCUUCUCGUUCCCUUACCCACCCACUUCCUCUUUUGCUUAUUGAAUGUCUUCUCAUUAAGCUUCUGUUGAUGAUACAGGGAAAUCUCCCCAACAAAUUUCAAGAUGUUAUCACUCAAGGUAAUAGAAAGCAAGUUUUAUUAGGGGUUCAGUAAAGGAAGUGUUCCAAAAUACACUAAAGCUACUUCUCUUGACCCUCUGAAAUGCCUAAACCGAAUGAAGAGGUCUAUAUCUUCCACUUCUCAAGGGCAAACAAAUCACUUUCUCUACUUCUACAAAGCAAUAGAGCCUAGAAUGAAAAUUUAGCUCACAACUGGGCAUGAACUUGAGGAUUUUAGGAGCUUUUGAGGCAUUCUGUAAUUAAUGGGAAUGGGAAGUAGCUGUAGAACAAUUCUGGAUCGGACUCAUUUUUGGGUUUUAGUUGAAUUUGUUCAUUGAUAUUUGGUUUAGUCAUAAUUUGAAAUGUUUUUUUUUUCCUGCUCGCUUUUUGCUCCUGGAUUGUUAUCUUAGACAAUGUCAAAAGGUUUAUGUGGGAGAGGAGGCCAGAGGUUUGAGAUUGACACAAUCUUGUUUUUGUAGUACAAACCAUCAUAUGGGUCUAUUUUACAACUAAUACAAUAAAACUAAACUUUGGAUACA
This is a messenger RNA of Xyrauchen texanus (razorback sucker), 2571 nucleotides long. It is a transcript of the gene pa2g4a, whose product is annotated as proliferation-associated 2G4, a. NCBI's taxonomy places the organism in Eukaryota, Metazoa, Chordata, Actinopteri, Cypriniformes, Catostomidae. The transcript is spliced from 13 exons. The coding region runs from base 120 to 1298 and encodes 392 amino acids. The record is from RefSeq and is a predicted model, not a curated record.